Messenger RNA from Enterobius vermicularis (human pinworm), 816 nucleotides. The record is from the annotation of a GenBank genome assembly. Lineage: Eukaryota; Metazoa; Nematoda; Chromadorea; Rhabditida; Oxyuridae.
AUGGAACGGAAAAGAUCGGAAAUGCCGCCAGUGCCUCAGAAAAAUGAACAUGCUUCAGAAGAAGUAGAGGAACCAAAAAAAUUGUCGGUCAGAGAAGAAGUAUUUAGAAAACUUGCUUCCAUAAGUCGUCCUAAAAAAGGCGUGGAAAUCCCAGUUAGGAAAGGAAUGGAGCGUGGUAUUAGAGCUAUAAUUCUAGGUCCACCAGGCUCUGGUAAAGGAACUGUUGCAAAUGUUGCAUCUCAAGAAUUUUGUGCAUGUCAUCUCUCAACUGGUGACCUCUUACGAGCUGAAGUUGCUGAGCAAACAGAGUUGGGAAAGAAGAUAAAGGCAACUCUCGAUGCAGGGAAAUUAGUUUCAGACGAUGUUGUUUGUGAAAUGAUCGAGAAAAACUUGGAAAAACCAGAAUGCAAGAAGGGUUUCUUACUUGACGGCUUUCCUAGAACUACUGCUCAGGCGCAAAAACUGGACAAAAUCCUUGAAGAUAGAGAAACACCAUUGGAUACAGCAGUGGAACUUGCAGUGAAGGAUGAUGUUUUGGUUGAACGUAUUACUGGACGUCUCUAUCAUUCUGAAAGUGGCAGAGUAUACCAUUCAAAGUUUAACCCACCGAAGAUCCCCAUGAAAGAUGAUAUCACUGGUGAACCUUUGGAACAUCGUAAAGACGAUACAGAAGAAGUAUUACGGCAGCGUUUGGCUACCUUUCCACUAGUUACAUAUUACACUAGACGAGGACUUCACCAACGUGUUGAUGCUAAUGUCCCACCAGAAAAAGUUCUAGAGAGAGUCAAAUCGAUUUUCUCAAGAUUUUGUUGGUAA